AUGAUAGCCUUUUUAAAUAUUACAGUCCAAUGUAAUCAUGAUCGUAGAAUUUGUCGUGAAUUUGUUGGAACAUAUAUCAAGCACGAACUUGAAGAUAAUGGAAAUGUUAGAAUUUCAUGUCCAGUAGAUGGUUGUGCUGAAAUAUUAGAUCAGUUGGAUGUAAAAAAAUUCGCAAAUGAAGAAUCAUUUAGACGGUAUGAAAGAUUUACACUAAGGCUUGCAUUAUCCAAAAUUUCUACCUUUCAUUGGUGUCUAAACCCAAAUUGUGAAUCAGGACAAGAUCAUUAUUAUGGAGACAAACUUCCUAUAAUGACCUGUAAUUCAUGCGGGCAAAAAUCAUGUGUUGUGCACGGACAUCCGAUUGACACUGCGUGUAAAGAAUGCACACAACUACUGGAAGAUGAAGUUAAUCGGCAAGAGGAAGAACAUAGGUUAGCAACUCUUCGAAAUGCUGAGAGUGCAUCCGAAGCCUAUGUGAGUCAAUUAAAACAAUGUCCAAGUUGUGAGAGAAUGUGUGAUAUUGAUCCGGCAGAUAGAAACAAGGGCUUUAUUUGCGGAGGUUAUUGUGCAGUGGGAGUUUCAUUGAUUAUCGAUAGUGACGCCCCAAUUUUCUGGUAG
Molecule: messenger RNA, 618 nt
Organism: Dentiscutata erythropus
Lineage: Eukaryota; Fungi; Glomeromycota; Glomeromycetes; Diversisporales; Gigasporaceae
Source: the annotation of a GenBank genome assembly